Molecule: messenger RNA, 628 nt
Organism: Pelecanus crispus (Dalmatian pelican)
Lineage: Eukaryota; Metazoa; Chordata; Aves; Pelecaniformes; Pelecanidae
Source: RefSeq, a predicted model, not a curated record
GCCCUGCAGCUGGGGACGGUGCUGGUAGGAUCCCCCACGCAGGACGGGACCAUCUCCAUCCUCACCACAUCGGCGGAGGCGGACGAGCCCCACAGGGUACAGUUCCCGGCUCCCCACCAAGGCAGCCCCCUGAGCCCAGGGCAGCCUCGCUGGGCCAACUACGUCAAGGGCGUCAUCCAGCACUACCCGGGUGGUCCUGUGCCGGGCUUCAGCGCCGUGAUAGCCAGUGACAUCCCCCUGGGCGGGGGCCUCUCCAGCUCAGCCGCUCUGGAGGUGGCUACUUACACCUUCCUCCAGCAGCUCUGCCCUGAUGAUGGUGAUUUGGUAGCCAAGGCACUGGUGUGCCAGAAAGCGGAGCACACGUUUGCCAGCAUGCCCUGCGGGAUCAUGGACCAGUUCAUAUCUGUGAUGGGCAAGGAAGGCCACGCACUGCUCAUUGACUGCAGGUCCCUGGAGACCGUCCUUGUCCCGCUGACUGAUGCCAGCUUGGCCGUCCUCAUCACCAACUCCAAUGUGCGGCACACGCUGACAGGCAGCGAGUACCCCACACGCCGGCGGCAGUGCGAGGAGGUGGCAGCGGCCCUCGGCAAGGCCAGCCUGCGAGAUGCCACCAUGGCUGAGCUGGAAG